CCGAUGUCCAGGUUGGUUCGUUCAUCUUCUCUUCUUCAACUACACCUGUUCUCCGACAAAGCGAUACAUCAGAGAUAGAGCCAGAGCAAGAGCAUUGUCACUCUUAAAAGCCCCUUCUCCCUCUUUCUCUCCGGCAUAUCCGUUCAAGCCUUGAAGGGCAAACACCCCGGGCCUCAACCGAUGGGACUCGGCACCUUAGACACUGCCUCGCCGUCCUUCAUGGCUGAUUUCCUGAAGCAAUGCGGCGGCUGCGCCGUCAUCGACGGAGGCUUCGCCACCGAGCUCGAGCGCCACGGUGCUAACCUCAACGAUCCCCUCUGGAGCGCCAAAUGCAUCGUCACCUCUCCCCAGCUCGUCCGAAGGGUACACUUGGAUUACCUCGAUGCAGGAGCUAAUAUAAUAAUAACUGCAUCAUAUCAGGCCACAAUUCAGGGAUUUGAGGCCAAGGGCCUGUCUAGAGAAGAAUCUGAAGCUUUGCUUCGGAAAAGUGUUGAGAUUGCACUGGAGGCCAAGGAGAUUUAUAGGGAGAAAUGUAUCAAAGAUUCCAUGGAUUUCGCUGAAAACGAGAGAUUAUCUAGAUGUCCUAUCUUAGUUGCUGCGUCCAUUGGAAGUUAUGGAGCUUAUUUGGCGGAUGGUUCCGAAUAUAGUGGGAACUAUGGGGAUGCCGUUUCUUUGGAAACAUUGAAGGAAUUUCAUCGGAGAAGGCUGCAGAUUCUGGCUGAUGCUGGACCUGAUCUACUUGCAUUUGAAACUAUUCCAAAUAAGUUAGAAGCUCAGGCUUAUGCUGAGCUUCUUGAGGAAGAAAAUAUAAAGGUCCCGGCAUGGUUCUCAUUCAAUUCCAAGGAUGGAAUCAACGUGGUUAGUGGCGACCCAAUAUCUGAAUGUGCAUUGGUUGCGGAAUCAUACAGGCAAGUUGUAGCUGUGGGUAUAAACUGUACCCCUCCUCGUUACAUUCAUGGACUGAUCUCUUCAAUUCGAAAGGUUACGUCCAAACCGGUGCUCAUAUACCCAAACAGUGGUGAGACCUAUGACCCUGAGCGGAAAGAGUGGGUGCCCACGACUGGGACGGCGGACGAGGAUUUCAUCUCGUAUGUGGGGAAGUGGCGGGAGGCAGGGGCGUCGCUCUUUGGAGGUUGUUGCCGGACUACGCCAAACACCAUAAGGGCAAUAUCAAGGGCUCUCUCCCAAAAAUCAUCAGCUCCGACUGCUACUCUCAGCUCCAAGACUGCUGUAACCAACAUGUAGUAGUAACGAGUGAUCUGUUGUAUCGCAGUGUUUGCGGCUCUAUUAUCCUCGUUCUCUGAUCUUUCGAUAAAUGAAAUUUUGCUUCAAGUGCAUGCCAA
Molecule: messenger RNA, 1343 nt
Organism: Punica granatum (pomegranate)
Lineage: Eukaryota; Viridiplantae; Streptophyta; Magnoliopsida; Myrtales; Lythraceae
Source: RefSeq, a predicted model, not a curated record